Messenger RNA from Struthio camelus australis, 4077 nucleotides. NCBI's taxonomy places the organism in Eukaryota, Metazoa, Chordata, Aves, Struthioniformes, Struthionidae. The record is from RefSeq and is a predicted model, not a curated record.
ACUAAUGAAAGUUAAUGGAUUGCUGAAGCUGAAGGAGAUGUUUGUAUCAAAAUUUGGAUCGGCUCCCAAGUUUUAUGUUCGUGCACCAGGGCGAGUCAACUUAAUAGGAGAACAUAUAGACUACUGUGGUUAUGCUGUGCUCCCUAUGGCUAUAGAACAAGAUAUACUGAUUGCAGUAGAACCUGUAAAAACACAGGUUGUGCAACUGGCCAAUACAAAUUCUUCGUACUUGGAUUUCAGUGCUAGUGCUAAUAACAUUCAGAUUAACAAAACCAAACCUCUAUGGCAUAACUACUUUCUCUGCGGACUGAAGGGCAUUCAGGAACAUUUUGGUCUUAAUAAUCCAACUGGAAUGAAUUGUCUGCUAGAUGGAACCAUCCCUCCAAGUUCUGGUCUCUCUAGCUCCAGUGCUUUGGUGUGUUGUGCAGGACUCGUGACACUAAGAGCUAAUGGAAAAACCCUCUCUAAGGUGGAACUUGCAGAAAUUUGUGCGAAGAGUGAACGUUAUGUUGGCACCGAAGGUGGAGGAAUGGACCAGUCAAUAUCUUUUCUGGCAGAAGAAGGAACUGCCAAGUUGAUAGAGUUCAGUCCUCUGAGGGCAACUGAUGUUAGACUUCCAAGUGGAGCAGCGUUUGUUAUUGCUAACAGUUGUGUUGAAAUGAAUAAAGCAGCAACUUCUCAUUACAAUAUUAGGGUAAUGGAGUGUCGUCUGGCUACAAAGCUUCUCUCAAAGUCAAAAGGCUUGGACUGGAAAAAAAUACUGAAACUCCAAGAUGUGCAAGUCAAGCUAGCAGUUAGCCUAGAGGAAAUGCUGACCAUUGUCGAGGAGGUAUUUCACCCUGAGCCUUACAGCACAGAGGAAAUUUGUAAAUGCCUGGGAAUUAGCCUGGAGGAGCUCCGCACUCAGAUCCUUAGUCAAAACACACAAGAUGUUUCUACUUUUAAGUUAUACCAGCGUGCUAAGCAUGUGUAUAGUGAAGCAGCCAGAGUGCUGGAAUUUAAGAAGAUAUGCGAUGAGGCACCUGCCAAUGCAAUCCAGCUGCUGGGAGAAUUAAUGAACCAGAGCUAUAUCAGCUGCAGGGAAAUGUAUGAAUGCAGCUGUCCUGAACUGGAUCGGCUGGUAGACAUCUGCCUGCAAUUUGGGGCCGUUGGGUCACGCCUGACUGGAGCUGGAUGGGGUGGCUGCACUGUAUCAAUGGUGCCUACUGACAAGCUGAAUAAUUUCCUAAAAAAUGUAGAAAAAGCUUAUUACCAAACCAAUGUCCAAAGGUUAACCGUGGAGAAUAAUAGUCUGUUUGCCACCAAACCCGGAAGAGGAGCUUUGAUUUUUGUAGAGGCCUAAAGAAUGUAAAGAAUGUACAAAUUUUAAAGAAACUGUGUAGGGCAUUUAGAACUGGCAGGACUUCCUAUGCCACCAUAAAUUAAUCCUUUUCCUGUUUUCUUUAUUACAACAGUUGCUAUAAUCAAAAGUUAUUUCUGAAGAAGCAAUUAAGAGAACACUCUUAGAUUAUAAAGUCUAUUUUUUCCAUCCUAAAAAUAUCUUUCAGUGUAAACAUUGAUUUAUAGAAACCUAUUGACAUGGAAAACUGAAGUGCUGAAAUAGAUGUCCCUUUGUUACAGUGGAUCUUUUAUCUAUUCUUUUUACUUUUGUAAAGGUAAGAGCAGGUGGAAAAUGAGUUAUUUCAUUGUUGGAACCUUGCAAAGUUUGCAGAGCUGUUCAAUGCUCAUUCACUUCUGCUGCUGGAUGUCUUUUGGUUUUAAGUCCUGUAAAAAUAAAAGAUCAAACUGAAGUAUUCAAAAAACUGAAGGACCUGGCUAAUCAUUACAAGUUUUAUAAUAGCCUCAAAGAGGAUUACUAUUGUUGUAAUUAAUGAUAAUAUUGGUGGAGUACUUGCCGGCCCCAGUUAAGCAUUAGCAACAUAUGUUAAGCAGGAAACCCUAUCUGAACUUAUUGUCACAACAGGUUCUGAUUCUUUUUCAAAAUUUGGGACAACUGUGAAUUUUUCCCAAGUUGGAAAGAAACUGACAGAAGUACUGGUUUUCUUGGCAGAGUGAGUGGCAUCACAGUUACUGUUAAAAAAAUGGAGAAGUCAUUCCAUUUGCAAACCAUUUGCUUCACCUGAUAGCUGUUCUCAGGAAUUUUCCUUCUAGAAGGAGUUUCUUAUGCUUGAUUUUAGUGCAAAGGUCACUUUUUAUGAAAGUUUCAACAAAAUCAAUGCUGUUUGUUAGCUGGGCAUGAUAACAUAUUUGCUUCACUAAAUGAAUGAACAGAUAGUGAAGCAAACUGGUUUUGAGUUGCCCAAAUACCAUAUUCCAAUUGUUAAAUCUCAGCUUCUGUAAGUUUGAUUCUCAUGCAAAAACUGUUACAAAGUCUUGAAUAUAAUCCAUUGACCAUGUAAAAUAAAUUAAAAUUUAUAUUAUUAAUUAAGGAAAUAAUUCAUUCGGUUAUAGCAAGCAAAAGCAAAUAUAUGUGACCAAGAAUAAAUGUCAUUAACAUAUUGUUGGCAAACUGCUGUCUCUCUCCCACUUCAUGCAGUGCCUAAGGAGGGUCCUGACAACUCAAGGUUAUAAUUGCAAUGCAUUGGAAAUACAUCAUCCGUAAAUCAUAACCCUUCUUCUCAGUAGGAAAAAUGAUUAUGAUUGCUCAAAGAGGUGGCUGUAGGUUAAGAUAUCUCAAAGAGGUCUUAACCCUGCUUCUGAGUGGAAAAUUAGCUUCCUGGGCCCUGUCUUUCACAGCCCAAAAUAUUCUACUGCUUUGCUAUAUGCAGUGAAAACUCAGCAGAAGUUUUGCUAGUGUCAUAACCCUUGCAGCCAUAAAGACAUAGCAAGAUUUGUCCCUGUGCACAUUUCUGUGAUGCUAAGCACAUGUAAAUGUCCAGAAGCCUGCAUCAAAUAAAUUAGAGAUCUCUCAGAAGAGAUCCUCUGUACGUUACCCAUGCUAAUUCAGGCCAAAAAUGAAUUCUUAGAGGCUACUAAUUCUGUGAGAGGACUCUGCCAAAUUUAAUACAGCAGAUGAACAAAAGCCAACACAGACUGCCAGAUCUUUUCAGGAGCCUCAGAGGGGACUUCUAAUGGUAAUAUUAUCAUCAGAGAGGAUUUGUGUUUUCUAACAACCAGAAAGAGUGGAACAGGAAUGCUACAGAUCAAGAAAAUCAACUGACAGUACUCGGGAAAAGUAAGUCAAAGGACAGGCUCUGGGCAUGUUGGGGAGGAAUGGAAAGACUGGUGUUGGAGGGAGGAGAAUUAAAAGGGUGUAUUUGAAAAGGGGAAUAAGGGCGAUAGUUAAGAACAGGAGGUAGAAUUACACAUUGGUCUAAUUUUAAAACAGGCUUUCAAAAUUAAUACUUAAGAGAAUUUAAUGUCUUAUAACCCCCAUUUGUAAUGUACAGCAGAUGUGCUGUAUGUUCAACCAAACGUGUAAAUACAGGACUCCAAAAGUCAAAUAACAAUAGGCAAAGAUCUUGAAGAAUCUCCCAAGACAAUUGUAGAGAUUUUAAAGAAAAUAAUACCAUUGCGUUGUUACAAUCUGCCUUAUUAAAUAUAAGGACAGUAAUAAUCCUCAUUUUAAUUCAUUUUCUGUCAUAGCAACAGAUUACAACACUGUACAUACCAAUUCUUUUGUUACUAUAGCUGUGUUGCACUUCAGUUCAGCUGGAUUCCUGGAAGCUGUAAUCUGUCUAAGAACAGAAUAAAGGUAUUUUAGCUCUUUUUUUUUUUCCCCCAAGUUGAGCAUGACACACUCUAGUCACAAAAUCUUCCCAAAAACAUGUAGGCAAGUUUUCGGUCUGCAGCACGUUUCAGAAUUUUUCUGCCAGUGAAUCUUGUUAUAUUUUCAUAAGUGAAGAAAACAGAAAAGUGGCAUAUUACAAAAGAGUGAAAACAAACCUUCUAAACUUCUGGUCAAUUUCUUUCCUUUCUUUCAUUAUUGCUUCAAUGCCUUUUUCAUAUUUUUGCUGUAAUCUGCAAAAUAAAAAUUGGGACAUAACUUUCGAUGGAAGAUCUAGGAAAUUCAAACUGUAUACAUAAAAAAGGCACUCAAACAUUUUUAUUUACAUACUACCAACAGAAAAUAAAUGU